ACGAAUCCCCGCAGUCCACGCCGGAAUAGAGAGGAGAGGAGGAGAGAUCGGAGUAAGCAACCGUUGCCGGCGACGAGGAGGAGGAGGAGGAGGAGGAGAAGCGACGAUGAGCUACCAAAAAGUGCCGCCGCCUCAGGACGGCUACCCUCCUCCAGGGUACUCGCAGCCGUACCCGCCGCCUCCGUCCGCCGGCGGGCCGUACCCUCCGCCGCAGUACUACCCGCCGCCGAGCCAGCCUCCUCCGGGGUACCAGGGCUACUUCAGCGAGGGGCGGCAGCCGCCGUACUACUACCCGCCGUCGCAUGAUCCCCACCACCAUGGCCACCACCACCACCACCACCAUGAGGACCAUCACCACCACGAGGACCAUCACCACCACCAUGGCCACCACGACGAUGGUGACUGCUGCCUUGGCUUCCUCAGAGGAUGGCUGGCCAUUCUUUGCUGCUGCUGCGUGCUGGAGGAGUGUUGCUGCUGCUGCUGCUGAUGGACUGAAUGCCUCGAAGCUCGUUGUUAUGGACUAUUCUUGAAUGGGAAACUUUAAAUUGUGCAUUUUACUUUCUGUGAUUGAUGGACAUAACGUAGUGCAUCUUGUUACUAUUUGUCAAUAAGUGGAUUUGUUAUCUGUAUAUGCCCCGCUCAAAUAUGAAAGAUGUUGACUUUAUUUCAGAGUCU
This is a messenger RNA of Oryza brachyantha (malo sina), 675 nucleotides long. RefSeq names its product cysteine-rich and transmembrane domain-containing protein WIH2-like. The record is from RefSeq and is a predicted model, not a curated record. Lineage: Eukaryota; Viridiplantae; Streptophyta; Magnoliopsida; Poales; Poaceae. The coding region runs from base 107 to 487 and encodes 126 amino acids. The transcript has 3 exons.